AUGGGCAGUAAAUGCUGUAAGUCUGGUCCAGAUAAGGAUGCACAAGAGAAAGAGAAACUGAAGCGGCUUCAUGAAAAACGCCGCAGAGCAAGAGCCAAGGCGGCUGGGAAGAUCCAGGCCUGGUGGCGCGGCACCCUGGUGCGUCGCACCCUGCUGGUGGCUGCCCUCAGGGCCUGGAUGAUUCAGAUCUGGUGGAGAACAGUCCUGUGGAGGCGGGUUCUGAAGUGGCGGCAGGACCUGUUGAAGAUCUAUGUAAUCCAAGAGGAGGCGGCAGUCAAGCUCCAGUCCUGGGUUCGCAUGUGGCAGUGCCAUCGACGUUACUGCCGCAUGUGCAACGCUCUCUGCAUCCUCCAGGCCCCAGAAGGCUGCUUCACCUUCCAGACCUUCCGCACCAGUGAUAGUCUACAGGAACAAUAUGAAGUCGUUCCCAACCUGCCCGAGUUCCACAUUGAAAUCCUAUCAGUCUAA
Nyctereutes procyonoides (raccoon dog) is the source of this 468-nucleotide messenger RNA. It is a transcript of the gene IQCF3, whose product is annotated as IQ motif containing F3. The record is from RefSeq and is a predicted model, not a curated record. Lineage: Eukaryota; Metazoa; Chordata; Mammalia; Carnivora; Canidae. Gene Ontology annotation, molecular function: calmodulin binding. The transcript has 3 exons. Bases 1 to 468 code for a protein of 155 amino acids.